AGAGAGAGAGAGAGAGAGAGAGAGAGAGAGAGGCGCGCGAAUCCACCGAGCAAAGUACUGUAUUGUUGGUAAGGAUUUUCCAAAUGGAUGGAACGAAACCAGCUAUGGAGGCGACGAGCGAGGAGAAUCAGGAUGAAAGAGAGGAGAGCAAAGGUUGCUUGGACUGCUGCAUUAAAUGUUUGGGGGGUGUACCAUACGCCUCACUGGUGGCAACCAUCCUGUGCUUUUCGGGCGUGGCUCUGUUCUGCGGAUGCGGGCAUGUAGCACUGACGAGCACCAUGACAAUGCUGGAGAACCACUUCUCCCACAUCACAGCCGACCAUGCCACCCUUGCUGACAUUGUUCAGAUUCUACAGUACAUUAUCUAUGGCAUUGGCUCUUUCUUCUUCCUGUAUGGAAUUAUCCUGCUGGCUGAAGGCUUUUACACGACCAGCGCGGUCAAGGAGAUGCACAGUGAGUUCAAGACCACUGUGUGUGGCCGCUGCAUCAGUGCCAUGUUUGUGUUUCUGACCUACAUCUUGGGCUUGGCAUGGCUGGGCAUUUUUGGUUUCUCUGCUGUGCCAGUCUUUCUCUUCUACAACAUGUGGACCACAUGUGCCGCUAUGAAGUCUCCCAUUGCCAAUCUCACCUCUAUUGAUAACAUCUGUGUGGAUGUGAGGCAGUACGGAGUUAUUCCCUGGAAUGCAAAUCCUGGGAAAGCAUGUGGACAAACCUUGGCUGACAUUUGCAACACAAGCGAGUUCUAUUUGUCCUACCAUCUCUACAUUGUCGCAUGUGCCGGAGCUGGAGCCACUGUGAUUGCACUGGUGCAUUACCUGAUGAUCUUGUCAGCAAACUGGGCGUAUCUAAAGGGUGCGUGUCAGCAGACUCACGCCUACCAGGACAUCAAGACCAAGGAUGAUGGCGAGCUGCAGGACGUGCAGUCACGCUCCAAGGAAGGCCUCAACUCCUACUCGUAAAUGAGGCAGACAUCAAAUUAAUUCCACAAUUAAACACACACACACACACACACACACACACACACACACACACACACACACACACACAAAACAGAGCUAACUAACAUUGCCUAGUAGUGUGCUACAACAACAGUGUGCUAUAGAGCAGUUAUGACCAUGAUAUGGCAUCAGUUAUUGGUUUCACAUGAAAGUCAUAUGAUGUGUUUUACUCAAUGUUGAUAAGAUGAUUUGGAAAUGCAUGGAAAUGCUGUUCUGAAUAGUAAUUAUUCCUGGGUUUUUUGUUAAGAACUAAUGGCUAAGAGUGAAAAUUCCUGGUUAGGACUGUGAACACUGUUGACGUAACACACAACCUCACAGCACUUACUGUCUGCACUAACAUGCUACAGACAUUUUGCAGGAACUGAGUGAACGUGUAUGAAUGUUGUUGUUUUUUUAAUACUUCAUAAUGUAUGCCUGGUUUAAUAUGAAACUUCUCUGAUCUCUUUCUCUUUCGCUUUUAGUUAAUGGUUUCCUAAACAGCUUUUUUUAUUACUAACAUUAUUUUUGGUCUUUUUUUUUUUUUUAUACUGGUACUUGACACCAUGGGUAUAAAAAACGUUAGAUGCCGCAUUAGCCAUUGCUGCUAGACACAGAAGAUUGGUUGUGGAAAGAUCCCGGUCUACUCGCGUAGGGUAAAAUAAUAAGUGCAACUGCCAACAAGACAGUGGUACAUGUUGUAGGUUGGAAAGAAGUUGUCAUGAACAAAAAUUCCUGUCUAAAGCAGACUUUUUUCAGAUAUUUUACAAAAUCACAAAAUGUAUUAAAAUAGACAGUAAUAGUGACAUAAUAAUAAUAAUAAACAUUUAGGAUUUCAGUUAAUUGAUUUCUUACUUAAUCAACUUUUUUUUUUAUUAGAAGUGAAUGAGAAAUACCUUAAAACAGAAAACACUUUUACACCAAUACAAUAAAUAUAAGAAAUAUAAAUUGUCAUAAAGCUUCUAAUACCGAGCAACAGUAAAUCUGACAUAUUUUCACGUUGAUCUGGACUCUAACAGAGGGCGUCAUUACAAUGUUCAGUAUGUAUCCACCAGGUUAGACUGUAAUAUUCCAGAAGUAAUACAUGUCUUUUUUGGUCCACAUCAACUUGGAUGUCUUGUAUAUUAUAAUGAUAAAUGAUUAACUUGCAUUUUCAAAACCACUGUUUUACGUAGCCUCUUUCUCUGAAUUGUACAACAUAUCAACAGUUUCCAAAAAAAAGAAAAAUAUGAUGCACUUCAAAUCAAUAAACUAAACCUGUAAAAUUAUAGCAUUAUGUCUAGGCAUAAUUAAUUAUAGCAUUAUGUUAUAGCAUUAUGUUGUGUUAUAACUCUGAUAUGUUGCACUAUUCUGAAAUCAAAUACUCAUAUAUUUAUUCCGUCUUUAAGAAUUAUUAUCCUACAAGGGAAUUAUUACAAGUUAUUAUUAAUUGUAAACCAAGUAUCUAUUAUCAUUAAACCAAUGAGCAACAAUGUUACUGAAAAAAUUCAAAAGUACAAACAAUUAAGUGGGAAUAUUAGAAUCUUAAUGAAUAACGAAUGUAAAAUUUAAUCUGAGAAAAUAAGGGACCAAUAUAAAUUUAAAAAUUUGAAUAAGAUUUUUAUAAUAAAAAUGUUAGUAUUAGUAUUAAAAUGAAACAAUGAAAAACUAAUAUGAUCAACAGUGGAAUUAAAUAAAUACUACUUUAAUCUAAUAUAACAAAUUAGCUAAAAUACUGCAUGUGAAAAGAAAUAAAUGGACUCCAGGUGGGUGCAUUUUUCCCUCCCAUUCCCCACAGCUGUAAAUGUUCAUCCAGGAGUGAAACUCGCAUUGCAACGGCCAGCACAGAAAUUAUAAAAAAGCUGAAAUUAUGUGGCAUCAUGUGACAUUUCUAGUAGAAAGUGAGACCAAAAUGUGUAAAAUGUCUUAUAGUGAUAGUGGGAAAAAAAUAAAAAAAACGCUGGACCUUCAGUUUCCCAUUAGAAUAUUUAACUUUUAUAAAUAUGCUUUUAGUGGUUCUUUGCUCUCUUCUUGUGGAACUUUUCGUGGCUUGAUAUUUACCAAUUUUUGUGAUUCAACCAGUGAUUCUCUUUAUUAUGUGCAUAUAAAUGUCACCCCCUCCCCCCAAAAACAAACAAAUAAAUAAAUAAACAAAAACAAACUGCCAUGUACAAGUACAGGAUUUUUCCAUGAUUUAUGGAUUUUUAUAAUCAAACCUUGCUUUCACAGCGUUUAUAUAUACUAUAGUAGUGUAAAUCAUUUUAUCACCAGUUUCAACUUUCUCUCUCGCUCUUCUUUCAGACAUCUUUUUUUGAAAGCAUGUUAGUGUUGUCCACUCAUUCAGUGCUGAAUAUUGAAGUUUCUUGCUCUGUGUUCUGUUCUGGUAUAAGGGGACGUGACUGCAGGGAUGUGCCCACAAGUACGUUUUUUUUAUAAAAAGAUGUGUGCCUGGAUGUUUUAUCGUUCCCUCGUUAUUGCAUGAUGGAAAGAUGAUAGUCCUCUUUUUUUCACUCUGUAGGUGAUGUGUAGUCCAUUGUUCUGAUGAAUUAUAAUAGACGGUGUUUUCCCUCCUUUCUCCCUGAUGGUCCCUUGAAAAUAAUUAGCCAUUGUACGUUGAUGGGAUUGUAGUCCUAGAUGUUUCAUAGUCCAUUUGAUUUGAAAAGUUUUAUGAAUCCUGUAAAGUGAUUUUUGUAACCUUCUCUAGUAAAAAUGAUAUUUUCUAUGAUCAA
Silurus meridionalis is the source of this 3682-nucleotide messenger RNA. RefSeq names its product glycoprotein M6Ba (gene gpm6ba). NCBI's taxonomy places the organism in Eukaryota, Metazoa, Chordata, Actinopteri, Siluriformes, Siluridae. The record is from RefSeq and is a predicted model, not a curated record. Bases 84 to 959 code for a protein of 291 amino acids. Gene Ontology annotation, biological process: axon development; central nervous system myelination. Gene Ontology annotation, molecular function: structural constituent of myelin sheath. Gene Ontology annotation, cellular component: myelin sheath; plasma membrane. The transcript has 7 exons.